AUGGUGUUGGGCAUGCCGUGGCUUGCACGGCAUGAUCCUACAAUAGACUGGGAGAAGCGUACGGUCGUAUGCUUCGGACACCGCGGCGCAACAGAGAGCGAUGACCCUGUUAGUGCAGCGGAUACACCUAACGGUGCAUCCGAAUAUCCUUCAGAGACAGUGGCUCGCGCCGUUGUCUCCAGUCGCAGCGCGAGGAGCGCCCAAGCUGUAACGACUCCAGGAAUCGUUGACAGCAAAAGAGUGUCUGGCCAGGGAUCAGACACUUCUAGAACAUUCUCCGCCGUAAGGCGUCGAGGUGACAAAGCGUGUCGACUCCGGGAGUUGACACGUGCUCGAUAUCAGAUUCAAGAACGUUCUCCGACGUGGGAGGUCGAAGUGACAACAGUGUGUCAGCUCUUGGAGCUGCGACACACUGCUCCGCCGCAAGGCGUAGAGGUGACGACGAAGCAUCGACUCCAGGAGUUGAUGCGACAAGCUCCGGGCUGCACGAAGCAGGGCGCGAUCAAGCCGGGCGUGAUGACGCGUGCCCGCGGGUACAAGAACCCGCCGGCGGUCGCCCGCAGACUAGAAUGCCUGCCGGCAGAAUCAAGGAACAUUCGUCCAUGA
This is a messenger RNA of Phytophthora megakarya, 606 nucleotides long. The record is from the annotation of a GenBank genome assembly. NCBI's taxonomy places the organism in Eukaryota, Oomycota, Peronosporomycetes, Peronosporales, Peronosporaceae.